This is a messenger RNA of Ostertagia ostertagi, 282 nucleotides long. The record is from the annotation of a GenBank genome assembly. NCBI's taxonomy places the organism in Eukaryota, Metazoa, Nematoda, Chromadorea, Rhabditida, Trichostrongylidae.
AUGAAGAAGUUCAACUUGAAGAUCUGGAUUUUCCCCGAAGGAACACGAAAUCAUGCUGAUGGCAUGCUACCGUUCAAAAAAGGAGCAUUCAACAUUGCUGUUCGGGGUGGAUUCCCGAUUGUACCGAUUGUUCUGUCAAAUUACCGUCCAUUCUACUCGAAAAUUGAUCAUUACUUUAUGUCUGACGGCGAGGUGAUCGCACAAGUGCUCAGUCCGAUAAGCACCAAAGGGAAUACUAUUUUGGCAAGCAAGCAUCAAGAUGUCAAAAUCGAAGGAAAAUAA